Molecule: messenger RNA, 3692 nt
Organism: Leguminivora glycinivorella
Lineage: Eukaryota; Metazoa; Arthropoda; Insecta; Lepidoptera; Tortricidae
Product: guanine nucleotide-binding protein G(q) subunit alpha
Exons: 9
Coding region: 368-1429 (353 amino acids)
Biological process (GO): adenylate cyclase-modulating G protein-coupled receptor signaling pathway; phospholipase C-activating dopamine receptor signaling pathway
Cellular component (GO): heterotrimeric G-protein complex
Molecular function (GO): GTPase activity; G protein-coupled receptor binding; guanyl nucleotide binding
Source: RefSeq, a predicted model, not a curated record
UGAGAAUGAAAAUUAUAUCUGAUUUUCAUAAUCGGGUGGGGAAAAAAAUCUGCUAUCGGACACUUUUUUUUCAAUUAUAUUUUUUUUCUUAGCUUGAUUGAAUUUCGGCUCACAUUUUUUUAUUUUAAUAUUACUCGUACAACGCACGCGCAGAACAUCGCCAAAAAUCGCCCAGCGCCAUAUUGAGAGAGGCGGACGUUGUAUGACUUGAGUGAUUAAUCGUGGUUAGUGCAAUAAAUUGAAGUGGAACAUUUGAUCGUGCCCUAUGGAUAAACAUUCGGGAGUGGUGUGCCUUGGUUGAAAGGCCUGCCGAAAGGACAGGGCUCCGCGCGUGAGGAAGGUCUGCGGCCCUCCGCCCUGAGGAAACAUGGACUGCUGCAUGUCAGAAGAAGCCAAAGAACAGAAAAGAAUCAACCAAGAAAUAGAACGGGUACUCCGAAAGGACAAACGUGAUGCCAGAAGAGAACUCAAACUUCUGCUGCUUGGCACUGGCGAGUCGGGGAAGUCAACAUUCAUCAAGCAGAUGAGAAUCAUCCACGGCUCCGGCUACAGCGACGACGACAAGCGGGGCUUCAUCAAGCUCGUCUACCAGAACAUCUUCAUGGCGAUGCAGAGUAUGAUCCGGGCCAUGGAUCUACUCAAAAUACAAUACGGUGUUCCGUCCAAUUUAGAAAAGGCGGAUUUGAUAUCAUCAAUCGACUUCGAGAGCGUGACCACGUUCGAGAGUCCGUACGUGGAGGCGAUCAAGGGGCUGUGGGCCGACAACGGCAUUCAGGAGUGCUAUGACCGCAGGCGGGAGUACCAGCUCACUGACUCUGCCAAAUACUACUUGCAGGAGAUAGACCGCGUGGCGGCACCCAAUUACUUACCAACCGAACAAGACAUCCUCCGCGUGAGAGUGCCCACGACGGGCAUUAUAGAAUACCCCUUUGACUUGGAGGAGAUACGAUUUAGAAUGGUAGACGUCGGGGGCCAAAGAUCCGAGAGAAGGAAGUGGAUCCACUGUUUUGAAAACGUCACCUCCAUCAUAUUCUUAGUAGCUCUUAGUGAAUAUGAUCAAAUUUUAUUCGAAUCUGAAAAUGAGAACCGAAUGGAAGAGUCAAAGGCGUUGUUUAAGACCAUCAUCACGUACCCCUGGUUCCAGCAUUCUUCGGUCAUCCUCUUCCUCAACAAGAAGGACUUGCUCGAGGAGAAAAUCAUGUAUUCGCAUCUUGUCGACUACUUCCCUGAAUAUGACGGUCCGCAGCGCGACGCCAUCACGGCGCGCGAGUUCAUACUGCGGAUGUUCGUGGACCUCAACCCGGAUGCGGAGAAAAUCAUCUAUUCACAUUUCACUUGUGCGACAGACACCGAGAACAUCCGGUUCGUGUUCGCGGCGGUGAAGGACACCAUCCUGCAGUCCAACCUGAAGGAGUACAACCUCGUGUAAGGCCGGCGACACACCUGUGAUUGUGUAUAACACGUAACUGAACAUCCACACGGCAUGUGAACUGAGAUCGGAUGGACGAACUUAUUCAUCUUAAAAUGUUUAAUGAGAAAGUAAGGAUAGAUUUAAGUCAUUUAACCUCCGAGUCAUUUUACCGGCGGAGAUCGGACCGCGCGAGACGCGUCAGGUUUUUUGACAUGAUUUUUUAUGAUGAAGUUAUUCACAAUUUAUGUAUGUGUCUGUAUCGGUGAAUAUUAAAUUGUGCAUUUUAAAAGUCGUGGCGAGUCUCGGGCUAACCAUGAGCUGCUUUUAGUCAUUGUUUUAGGAUUUUUGUAAAGUUUGUUGCCAUAAUAUCUUUCUACAUUAGAAUACAUUUAUUAUGUCCAGACGGAUGGAUUUGAACAAACUAGUCCAAUGAACUUACGCGUGUUUUGUAUCAUCCUCACGGGCUCGACAGGACUUCCUACUAAUGUAUCGAUCGGGUCGCUUCCGUGUUACUAUUACGUAUUUAUUUUAGUUACGAAAUGUCUCGUAGAGUUACUCGCUCCGGAGCGGAGCCGGCCGGAUGCGGACGGACGCGCCGGCAUUCCUUCAUCUUACCUCCUCGGAUGACACACGUAUUUUUUAAGCUUAAUAUACGUAAACCUUGGUUACUGCGAUUGCUGCAUCUGUAUUCCUUAUGGGAGGGUUAUGAAAUCCAAUGAUUUCAGCAUCUCAAGGUAAACGUAUAAAGGCUUGUAAAUACGUUUGUAUAGACGAGGCCUAAGGCCGGACUUUAUUUAUAGGUUCUCAAUUUACAAAGCACAAAAUGUCUGGCCUUGGGAGGAUGCGCACAAGAAUAGUUCAGUCUUCCCUUAGACAGCGAGCGGCGUCCGUCCGCACGAUCGACUCCUCUGAUCCAAUUCGGUUUACACAUAAUAAUUAUAAAAUCAUUACCCUUUGUUCUGUUAGCUUGAAAGAUUUAUAAAUUUAUUGUAUUUAAAGAAAUAUUACGUUACUUUUGUACAUUUGAAUUUUGUUACUUGAAUAUAUGUUAUUAUUUAAGCUGUUUAUAUUUAAAUAUGGUGUUUUGUACACGAAUUGACGCAAGUUGUCUCACGUCAACUGUAGGCUUGUUUGUGUACGCAGUGGUCUGGUGUAUUUGGUUUCUUCCCGACAUCCGUGUACGAGAUAUGCCAGUCGGCUAGCCGUAUGUCGAACAUAGGGAGAUAACUACGUUAGGUGUUUAAGGACAUUUUUGAUGCAUUUGAUAUAACUUUUUUUACUAGAAACCCAAGGGAUUUCAAUAAAGCGAAAAUGUGACUUGUAAAAACCGAUACCGAUGUUUUUUGCACGAACGCUUUUACCACAUGGAUGUAAUAUAUUGUACAUUUGGGUCUAAAUGUGCUGAGUGAAUUGAGCUGACAGUUCCGUGCCAGGUUUUGCUAUUGGCAUGUUGUGAAGCACAAGGUAGGUAUCGUACGUUUAACUUGUUUACCAUGUUCAGAGAUUUAUGUUAUCGAUUUAGUGUGUCGCUUCGUGUUAUUAUUUAGUGACUUACUUGUUUAUAGUAAGAAACAUAGUUUCUAUUAUGGAGAUAUAUGAUUUUAUUGUAUUAACUUAUUUGUUGUUACGUCUUUAUUUCUAUCGCGCCGUUAGAGGUCCGUCUGAUCGAACGCACACGUCAGACUUUGUCAAUAGCAAAGCUUUAAUUGAGAUACAGCUGUCUGAUAUGCUCAAAGAUUAUGUGAAAUUGAAACUUAGCGCACAAUAUUGGAACUUUCUUAUCGAUGUUAACCACUGAUGUGCAAUCUCUGUGUAAGCCCUGUACAUAGCGGGUCCGCUCGCGCCGCCGUUAGGGCGCGGUCACACUGCCGGCGCUAGGGCGCGGGGCGUCCGCGUGUUCCACUAGAGACUGAUGUUUUAUAUGCGAUAAUGGACGUCCCAGGGACGCCCGACCUUCGUAAUGUCUUAAUUACAGUGUAGCGUUUAAAAGGAAACAAAGCACAAUGAACCUUAUUGUAUUGGUGAUUAGUUAUAUUUUAAGAGGCCCCUAGUGCCGCGCCGCGUGCUGACCGCGCCCGCGCGCGGGUGCGGUUAUACCUAUUUGAUUUUACGGUUGGGCGAAGACUACACAAAUAUUGCUAAAACUAUAUUAUAGUCUAACGUUGCUUUACCUUUUGCGUGAGAUUGUGAGAGUUUUAGCUUAAGUUUACGACUGAAGACGGAUGCCUGUAUGAAAUAUUGUAAAUUAUAAUUUCUCAUAAAAUAUAAUUUUUUUCAGCUA